UCUCAUUUCAUUCUUUCUCUCUCACCACUCUCCGUCUCCCUCUUUCUUCCCUCAAUUCCUCAAAUUGUAUAAUAAGAAUCCUUAAUUGUGGAUUCUCAAUUCCGCUCUCGUUCUCGAAUUCCACUAUGCUAAGAUGGAGAAGUCUCCUCUCGCUGAAAAGCUCAUUUUCAUCAUCUUCGGCGGCCACGAAAACCAUCCUCGCUCCAUUUCAUUCGACCAGUGUUCUGUCUGAGAAAUCGAGGAAGCACUUUGGUUCCGAUAGAGCUUCCAAGGGUGGUGCUGGUGGUACAACUUCUGAAUCUUCUUCAAAAAACUCGUCCAUAAGGUUCACCUGUACCGUUAAGGAGAAGGGUCGUCGCACUAGUGCUAAAAAGACUGUAGACAAGCUUCUCUUCCACAGUGGACUUAACGAUCCGAUUCAGAAUGAGUGGAACAUUGGUCCAAAUCCGCUUAUCCGAGAUAGGCAUAUGAAGAAAAAAUCUCCACCUGGCAGGGGAAAGAAGCCUCGUGAUAAGAAAACAAAACGGUGGCACAGAGAAGGAAACACCGACGAUGACUUCGGCGCUGAUGCUACUACUAACAAAUUUGAGAACAAAUGGAGAGAAGCCUGGACAAACCAAUCUCAGAAGGCCUCCUCGUAUUCGAGGGACUCGGCAUCAUCGGGGUUUCAAUGGAGAGAAGGAUGGAGCUGGACUACUCAGUCUCAAAGGAGGAGCAAAACCUGGAACAAUAAUGGGUCUUGCGAUGAUGAGCCUUUGAUGGUUGGGUCUCAGUCUGAUAGGAAAGCUCUUGGUCUACCUCUAGCUGGUCCCCUCAAACUAGAAGAUGUUAAGAACGCCUACCGUUUAUCAGCUAAGAAAUGGCAUCCUGAUACAAACCAGGGGCCUUCUCAGGCAGCGGCUCAAGAGAAGUUUAAACUCUGCGUUGAUGCAUACAACUCUCUCUGUUAUGCACUCUCUUGACAUUUACACAGAGUCAUUGAUUGAUACAUCAUUCUUUAGUAGGAAUCUAGAGUUUUUUGAAGUUGCUUAGGCUGCUUACGAGAGAUCCAAUGGUUAUCUCAUAUGAUGGAUUUGAGUCAUCAGAAUACGUGUCUCUCAACCUUUCCAUGCAUUUGAUAACCAGAAAAAAGACGAUAAUAUAUGAAAUUGAUUUACUUUAAAGUA
Molecule: messenger RNA, 1166 nt
Organism: Raphanus sativus (radish)
Lineage: Eukaryota; Viridiplantae; Streptophyta; Magnoliopsida; Brassicales; Brassicaceae
Exons: 7
Coding region: 126-962 (278 amino acids)
Source: RefSeq, a predicted model, not a curated record